CUUAUGACUGUCCUAUCACAGCCCCUCACCACGCCUGUUUCCACAUCUGCCUGUCUGCCAUCUGCUCAGCAGCCACUUCAAUAAUAGCUUGCAGCUGCAAAGGAAGGAGGGGGUGGCGGGGUGGAAGGAAAAACCCAGAGGGGCUAGAGGUAAGGGGAGGGCAGGCAGUCGGGCGGGCGGGGAGGGAGGGUUGGAGGGAGGAAGAAGGAAGGAGGGGGCGGUGAAAGCAGAGCUGUGAUGCAGACAGCGAAUCACAUGAGCAGGGAUCUGUUUACAAACUGAGGGCUGUAGACGAGAAGUGGAGACGAGGAAGGAGAGAGGAGGAGAGUGAAUGUGAGAAGAAAAUACAGGAGAGGAGAGGAGAGGAGAGCCUGGAUCUGAAUUAACAUUAGCCGCAUUGUCUUCCUGUGUUAUACACCUCCCUGUGCUCUUUGUUCAGAACAGGAAGCCAGAGGAAGAGAUGAGACAUUGCUUUCCACAGGAACACUGAGGGCUGCCUGCCUGGUUGACUGGCCGUGCUGCUGGGAAACCCAUCCAUGUCCUUCCCUUUGUCUCUCCAUAAUUGGCCACGGCAGGUUUUCACAGCCAGAGAAGAGGAAAGCGACGUGGAGAUCUAAAAAGAGAGGACAGAGGAGAGAAGAAGAGAGGAAGGAGAGAAGAAGAGGAGGAAGGGAGGGAGAGCCUCGUGACAAUGUUUUGAAGGGGAGGCAAAACAAAAAAGCAACGACUGCUCAGCCAGAGGUACAUAACCAGAGUGCUGGAUGGGAUUUGGAGUAUAUUUCCAUACUGCCUGUGACAUUGGGUGUCUGUGUGACCUUGGAUUGCAGAACUCCGACCCUUACUGCAAGAUGACAUCCGAACCAGUCUUCCACCUGCCACUCAACGUCUACAUCAUCAUCCUGGGCAUCGGCCUCUUCAUCCUCAUGCUCACCCUCAUCUUCUGCUGCUACCUGUUCAGACUCAGGCGACAAGGUGCAAGAGAACAGUAUGGUUACAAUGAGGUUGUUUUGAAAGGAGCUGGGAAGAAGCUGAGCCUAAUCGGUCAAACAUGUGCAGUGUGUUUAGAGGAGUUUCGCAGCAGGGACGAGCUUGGAGUGUGCCCAUGCUCCCACGCUUUUCACAAGAAGUGUCUGUUAAAGUGGUUAGAGAUCCGCAGUGUCUGCCCCAUGUGCAACAAGCCCAUUUGCCGCCUCCUGCCGGACCCCCCACAAGCACCUGAGCGGCCGCAGAGUCUCCUGGAGGUCUGAGAGGGGAACACAUGUCCUGCAGCACCUUACGCUCUCCACUCACUAUAAAGCCUGUUUCACUAUCCAACAGAUUGUAGUUUUAGUAAUGCAAACAUUUUUUAAGGCAGAGCUACUCUGGAAGUAGAAAUGAGUAAAUAGCCAGAAGCUUAAGCUAAGUGCCUCAAAGCUGCAGAUCCUCUAAAUGAGAGACUGCAACCGUCAGCAUUGGCACACAAUGACGAGGAUUUAUGCGUGUAUGAAAUUGGUUUGUCGACUGCCGUUUUGAAGCCUCGAGUUUGGCUUUUUUGGCCGUCGCCAUCUUGUUUUUUUUGCAACCAGAAGUGACACGAGAGGGUAGAGCUAAAUACAAUCGAACGCGGAAACUUUUAGACGACCAAAAAUGUUAUAAUUAACUUUCAUGAACUGAAAACACACUGUGAAAGGGUUAAAGUUCGAAAACACGGACAACACCCAGACCGGACAACGCCGUGGUAGCGAUCUGUCAAUCACAAGGUA
Molecule: messenger RNA, 1742 nt
Organism: Sebastes umbrosus (honeycomb rockfish)
Lineage: Eukaryota; Metazoa; Chordata; Actinopteri; Perciformes; Sebastidae
Product: RING finger protein 122-like
Exons: 6
Coding region: 762-1247 (161 amino acids)
Cellular component (GO): endomembrane system
Molecular function (GO): zinc ion binding; ubiquitin protein ligase activity
Source: RefSeq, a predicted model, not a curated record